This is a messenger RNA of Penicillium chermesinum, 1128 nucleotides long. RefSeq lists its product as uncharacterized. Bases 1 to 1128 code for a protein of 375 amino acids. The transcript has 5 exons. NCBI's taxonomy places the organism in Eukaryota, Fungi, Ascomycota, Eurotiomycetes, Eurotiales, Aspergillaceae. The record is from RefSeq and is a predicted model, not a curated record.
AUGUUUUCCGACAUGAAAUUGUUCUAUAUAAACAGCCGUUUCUCCCUAUAUGUCGGCGUAUCUUCUGGGUUUUCCGACGAUCUCCAGAGCAACCUAGUUCAAUGCAAAAGACCCCAUGAACAAUGGGAGAUCGUCAGCCUGCCCUUUCGGGACCUGGGUUCCACAGAACUACUUAUUCGUGUGCACGCAUCAGGCAUAUGCAACACAGACCAUUUCCUCAUGGACGGGACUUGGCCCGGAACCCAGUACCCUCGAGUUCCUGGCCAUGAAGUCAUUGGAAGGAUCGCGCAGAUUGGGUCUGAUCUGAUGAAGAAUCCUUCGAAAGCAGAUCGUUAUGCUGUUGGCUCACUUGUCGGGGUUGGGUGGAAUGGAGGAUUUUGUGCGCAAUGUGAAUGCUGCCGAAAUGGCGAUUUCUGGUCUUGUACAGAAGUAGCCUAUACCGGAUUCUCCCACGAUGGGGGCCACGCAGAAUAUGUUUAUGUUCCUGAGUCUGCUGUCAUCCACAUAGCCGAAGAGGCCUUGGAAACAGCGACAUAUGCUGAGCUCGCGCCUCUCUGCUGUGCUGGAGCAACCGUCUUUGGUGCUAUUUUGACGUCAAAGUGGUCACCCGGUGACAUCUGUGCUGUCCAGGGUGUAGGAGGGCUUGGGCACCUGGCGAUUCAGAUUGCCAGCAAUCUUGAAAAGGUCUAUGCUAUCUCAUCGACAAGCUCAAAAAAAGCCCUCGCUAUAUCACUAGGUGCAUCCGGGUUUAUUGACUCAAGCAAGGAAGAUGCUGUCGACUACAUACGAAAAUUGGGAGGCGCUAAACUGAUUAUCUGCACGGCACCAUCAUCAUCUCAAAUUAGUGCAAUACUUCCUGCCAUUUCAAAAAAUGGCAUGAUUACCUUAGUGGCUGCUGCCACUGAUGGUCCGAUCAAGGUGGAUAAUCUUCUCCUCAAUAUCAAUCGCGCUGCUCUACGCGGCUUCGCUUGUGGAUGUGCACAAGAUACGGAGAAAUGUAUUAGUUACGCGACGGCGAAAGGCAUAAAAGCGAAGGUCCGGGAAUUUUCGCUGGAGAAUUUCACCGAGGCCUACGAAGACGUCAUGCGCAACACGGCAAAUCUACGUAACGUGGUCGUCUUCCCAUAA